This is a messenger RNA of Suillus bovinus, 1624 nucleotides long. Its product is annotated as major facilitator superfamily domain-containing protein. The coding region runs from base 1 to 1278 and encodes 425 amino acids. The record is from RefSeq and is a predicted model, not a curated record. Gene Ontology annotation, molecular function: transmembrane transporter activity. Gene Ontology annotation, cellular component: membrane. Gene Ontology annotation, biological process: transmembrane transport. Lineage: Eukaryota; Fungi; Basidiomycota; Agaricomycetes; Boletales; Suillaceae. The transcript has 10 exons.
AUGACGAGCUCCUUAUUGUUUACAGGCAGUACAGUCGGAUCUGUGGUCGGCACCAUCCUGCUUGAACGGAUUGUCAAUUUCCUUGGUCGAUUUUAUCCGUUUUUGGACCAACACACCUAUCUACCCGUCGUUCCAUUUUUUGAUCGCCUAUUCACCAAGAAUGUGCCAGCAGCUCUCCCUUGUGGUGUCGGAUAUUCACCUGCAAAAGCACGAUUUUCCUCGCUCGUCCUUGGAUGUCUCCUUCAUCCUCUGUUCUUUAUUGUAAUGGGUACCGCUCGUAAUUAUCCAGCAUUACUUAUGGCAUAUGUUAUUGCCGCGUUUGCACGCUCUUUCUGGACCGGUGAGCGCUUGAAUUUUUAUGUUGUGUCCACACCCAAGAAGCCCCUUGGGGUUUUACUUGGAUGUUGGUGCAUUGGGUCGUUUUCGGCCCCGCUCGUGUGCCAAACACUUAUGGCAGAGGGAAUUUCCUGGAAGCAUUUUUAUCUUGGCUCCUUAGUUAUUUCUGCAAUCGCUUUGAGCUUGACGAUCUUUUCUUUCCGUCCGACGCGCGACGAGUUUCUGGCAGACCGUAAGGUCGCACUCGACACCAUGCAGAUUUCGCCAAGUGCCCACAUCCCGGGGACUGAGACGAUGAUACAACCAUCUAAUGCAGAGAAAGUCCGAGAAUCCUCUGCCCGCACUCUCCUCUUGGCUCUGUCAAUGCCAUACCAAUGGGCCUUUUCGUUGUUCGCAUUUAUUUACGGCGGUAGCGAGACUACUUUUCAAGGAUUUAUCGUUACCUAUCUCCUUACCAAUCGAGGUUCUAGUCCGAACACCGUCGGGUACGUCAGUAGCGGCUUUUGGGGAGGCAUGGCCGCUGGCAGAAUUUUAUGGGGCUAUUAUUGCACUGGGUCGGUCGCAGUGUAUCGUCACGGCCUUGUCUCAUUUUUGAUGUGCGUUUCCUUCCUGAUGACCAUCCUCAUUUGGCUUGUUGACUCGACAAUCGAGAACGCCCUUUCAUCUGUCGUAGUGGGUUUGAUGUAUGGGCCUAUAUUUCCUGGGACACUGGGCCUUUGUAACGAUAUCCUGCCGAGAGACGUACACAUGGUUUCAAUGGCUAUUCUCACUGCUGUUGCUAGCGCAGGAAGUGCCGUGCUCCCGUUCAUUACCGGCAUAAUCUCGAACAAGGACGGCAUGAGGGUCUUCUGCUAUGUGACCGUCUCUCAAACUGUGUCCAUGUUCGUCCUUUGGCUCUUCUUUCCCUCGUCUCCGCCCGCGCGCGUUUCAAGUCCUGCAUGAACCUAGAGAAGCUAUCAAGGAAUGACGUGACUUGUAGAUUCGGACAUCAAAUUUUUGGCCAUAGAGUGGCGUGUAUCAACUACGUAGUGUUUGAUCCUGUGGAAGUAAUUUGUGUCUACGUCGUGUACCAACUUCCUUUGGAUCCACUUUCAAUGCAAUCAAAACAACAAAAAUCUGCCUGUGUAGCAUCCGUGAUAAAUGCUGUGACUUUCAAACCUCGUUGAUGUCGACGUCAGGACCAGAGAUCAUGACCUUGAUGAUCCCUUUGCCAUCGGGACUCUUGCCAAUGCGAGUGAUUUCAAAUGCCUCACAUGCCUGUCUGAAUGGGAAACUAUUGCGACUUUUA